Penicillium mononematosum is the source of this 1206-nucleotide messenger RNA. It is a transcript of the gene cgnA, whose product is annotated as collagen triple helix repeat protein. The coding region runs from base 1 to 1206 and encodes 401 amino acids. The transcript is spliced from 2 exons. Lineage: Eukaryota; Fungi; Ascomycota; Eurotiomycetes; Eurotiales; Aspergillaceae. The record is from RefSeq and is a predicted model, not a curated record.
AUGGGGGCCACUAUAAUCCAUGGUAUCCUUUCCUUCCACAUCCAGGAACGGGAUCUCCCCAGCCAUAUCCCAAUUGGCCUCGACCACCAAAUGACAAUUGCAAGAAAUGCCCUCCUGGGCCUAAAGGGGACAAAGGCGAUUUGGGGCCGAGAGGGCCUCAAGGGAGAUGGAGGCGCCAAAGGUGACAAGGGCGAGAAAGGGGACAAGGGCGACAAGGGCGACAAGGGCGAAACAGGCGACAAGGGCAGCACAGGCGACAAGGGCAGCACAGGCGACAAGGGCAGCACAGGCGACAAGGGCAGCACAGGCGACAAGGGCAGCACAGGCGACAAGGGUGAUAAAGGCGACAAGGGCGAAACAGGCGACAAGGGCGAGAAAGGGGACAAGGGUGAUAAAGGCGACAAGGGCAGCACAGGCGACAAGGGUGAUAAAGGCGACAAGGGCGAAACAGGCGACAAGGGUGAUAAAGGCGACAAGGGCAGCACAGGCGACAAGGGCAGCACAGGCGACAAAGGCAACACAGGCGACAAGGGCAACAACCCCAAACCUAACAAUAAUACAAUUCAACAAGGCUCGUCACUCUCGGAGCUUGAAACCCUUCGGCUUUGCCAGCCGAAGUCAGACACAGAUGGCAGAGAAGUCAAGGUUGGUGGGGUAACAUUUAGGAUAACCUGUCGGCGAGUCAUUUCCGGGGAAAAGUACAGUGUAUUCAACACGCAUCGCCUUGAAGAGGCUAUGAUCAUUUGCUCAACCCUUCCCGGCUGUGAAGCAGUUGGCGCUAGCGGCAGCUCUAUCGUCUCAUGGAACCCCAAUCGCGAUGUCGAAACAGCGCCAUCACCCGAAGGGAUAGUUGCUGUUGCAAUGCAGGCUCGACCAUCGAAAGAUAUCCCGCCAAAUAUCAAGAAGGCGCGAGAGAGCGAAUGUCCAGAUAUCCAUGGAUCAACCUUGGAUGUGGGUGGCGUGAAAUAUGAGAUCUUCUGCACAAGCCAAAAAAGCCCGCUCAAAGCCCCCGUGAAAACCAUGAGCGCGGAAAAGAACAUUUUCGAAUGCCUUGCACUAUGCUCUUCAGAGUCAACCUGCAGAGUUAUUGCGCCAACAGGGACCAUGCAGAAGUGCUCAAUAUCCGACAAAGAAGAGUCAGGCUUUGAAAAUGAUAAAGGGGAGAGUCGGAUCUAUUGGGUUGCUCGUGCCUUGAACAGGGGUUAA